Messenger RNA from Hordeum vulgare subsp. vulgare (domesticated barley), 933 nucleotides. RefSeq lists its product as uncharacterized. Bases 268 to 663 code for a protein of 131 amino acids. The record is from RefSeq and is a predicted model, not a curated record. The transcript has a single exon. NCBI's taxonomy places the organism in Eukaryota, Viridiplantae, Streptophyta, Magnoliopsida, Poales, Poaceae.
UUAGACCACUCGAUUGAUCACUCUGCCCCCAUUAAUCUCGUAGCACGGGUCCAGCCGUCCAGGUGAGUAAUCUAUUCACCAAAGUCCACAAGCCCACAGGCUCCGCUCCACGCACGAGCUUUCAAUCCAUCCGCCUCCUCCGCCGGGCGCGCCAGGCCACAGCCACACUCGCAACACGCUAGCAGUUACGCGCCCCACUUUCCCCACGUCGCAGGCCAAGCAAACACCAGCGAGAGCGAGGCAAGGCAAAGAAGCAGCCGGGCAGCCAUGUCGUACUACGACCGGCGCGGGGAGUCGUCGGUGCUGGAGGCGUUCACGCUGUCGCCGCUGCCAUACCCGGUGAUCCUGAUCCUGAUGAUGGUGACGCUGCUGCUGGGGGUGUCGUGGUUCUUCUCCUACGAGGACUUCAUGGAGGAGGCGUCGGAGCAGUUCAGCUGGAUCCUGCUGGGCGUGCCCAUCGCGCUCGUCCUCCUCAUCCGCUGGAUCUCCUCCGUCGACACCUUCGAGGGCUACUUCGGCUUCUACCCCAGCGAGAGCCGCUGGAGGGGCUACCCGGCCGCGCCCUCCGAGGGCAGCUCCCCAUGGGGCGUUGCCAUGGUCGUCGUCCUCCUGCUCGUCCUCGCCAGCUUCCACUCCACCUUCCGGGACAUGUGGAAGCCUUGAUCCUCGAUGCUCCGACUGAUACCUCGUAUGUACUACGUGUGUGUGUAUGUAUGUAUGUGAUUCCAUCGUAUCAAUCCAUGUAGUAGUACACAGUAUGAAUGAUUGUUGCUUCAAGGCGGUUGCUGCACCUGCGCCAUGCCUUUCCUCCUGUACAUAGAUGAAGAACGUUAUAUUCUGCUAGCUGAAAGUUAUAGAGCUUGAGUGUUGCUCAUCUGUACCGGUUCUUGUUCUAUCUUUUACUGAAUGAAUCAAUAGGUUUCUGUCGGAAAA